Nasonia vitripennis (jewel wasp) is the source of this 5008-nucleotide messenger RNA. RefSeq lists its product as uncharacterized. Lineage: Eukaryota; Metazoa; Arthropoda; Insecta; Hymenoptera; Pteromalidae. The coding region runs from base 110 to 3925 and encodes 1271 amino acids. The transcript has 10 exons. The record is from RefSeq and is a predicted model, not a curated record.
UGUAUCCUAUUUUGUAUCAUCAUGUCCUUUUGCGAGAGAAUUUUUUUUGGAAGAUUCUUUUGUAAGAAAUGCUCUGACUUGUUAUACAUUAUUUUUUUAAUGUAAAAAAAUGUAUUCCUUAAUCAGAAGAAAGGAAAAGGGUAAUCUUAAGAUUGUCAAGACAACAAUAUUAAAACAAAAACAGUCUCGCUUCUAUUUGCCAAAUCAGAUAGUUUUACUAGAAUGUCAAAAUGAUGACUUGCAUUUUUUAACUGACAUUAUGUCCAACGUAAAUAGUGGUAUUCCUAAGCUUUGCUUAAAAAAAGUAGAUGGAAUUUACAUUAAUAAAGCAUGGACAACUUUGCAGUCUAAUUCUGUAGGGAAUGGCAUUGCUUUGGAAAAUUCCAAAGACGAUUCCAGAUCUUCAAGUUGUACAAAUUCCUUAUGUGACUAUCAGGAAUGGUCUCAUCUGCCAAGUGAAACAGAUACCACAAGCAAUGAUACUGCAGGUUACAGUGUUGGUUCUUAUUCACUUAGUGAUUCAAAGAUCAGAAAAACGUAUUCAAAUACGGACGAUGAAGGAUUUGCUGGAGAAAUUGAAAGUACAAGUUCGAGUCCACUUGUUUCUGAAGAUGUUUUGGACAGAAGAAGCAUGAAUGAGUUCGUAGAAGAAUUCAAUGACAGCUUUAAUAUUUCUGGUAGUAUGACACAUUCAUCCCCUAACAAAAAACGUGUAGAAUUUGUUGAAAGUACAAUAGAUCCACGUAAACAGAUGAUGUCAGAAGUUGAUCCCGUUCUGGCAAAAGGAUUUAAUGAUUCGAUAAAACUCAAUAAUCAUUUUUCGAGAGAUCUACCUAAUUCAUUUCUAACUGCUACAUCUAUUACACAAAAAAUUCCAGAACAAGAAAUACAAGAAUCGACAUUACCAAACGUUAAUUCGACGUACACCUUAGAUUUUCCAGAAUUGGACUUACCAGAACAAUUGUCAUUUGGCGUGUUACAAAGUUCAUUGUUAGACAUGUCUUCUUCAGUCAAUUUAAAUGGGAAAGAUUUACUGGAGAAAGUUUUCGCUGCCAAAGAAGACGGUGCAAUUAUUGGUAGCAAAGCCAAUAGUUCAUCUCAUCCUAUUAACAAUGAAGUUAGUUUUAACAUGGAUAUAAAUGCGAUGGAAAUUAUGCAUGCUGAUACGUCUGUAUUAAUAGACCGAAGGGAAAUCCAAGUAGAUUUAAAUAAUAGCGUAACCUCGAAUACUUACACUAAUGAAAACAGAAUGGACAUCUUAAAUGGCCUAGAAGAUGGCCAAUUUCAAGAUACACAAGAGUAUAAUUCUAAUCAUAGUCACGAUAGCAAUUUGGAAUUAAUGAAUGGUGAAAAAGAUUCAGGUAUUGAUAUUGCAAACGUACCAAAAUCAUCCGUUCCUGAUUCUAAUGAAGAUGUGGAAGCAGUUGCUGUUAAUCAAAAUGUUAAUUCGGAUGAAUCUGAUCAAGUUUCUGUUGAAGAUCAAAUUAAAGAUAUCUGUACAAAUACGAAAGAUCUUGACGAAUACGCAGAAGAAGUUGAAAACAUAAUUAGAAAAAUGUUAAAAGAUAAAAUAGUAAACGUUAAGGGACAUAAAGGACCUUCUCUGGAAGAUAGAUAUUUAACUACUGAAGGUGAAAAGCCACAUUGCUGCCCCUUUUGUGUAAAAAUAAAAUACGGUAAAAUGCCUAGACAUAUACGAACGACGCAUAAAACGGAAGACAUUGUUUGUAAAAUUCUUCAACUUCCUAAAGAACUACAGAUUUCUAAAUUUCGAGCUUUAGUAAAAUUAGGAGACUAUAUAUUCAACACUACGCAAAAAGGUGCCGGGAAGCAAUUGCUGGUUGCAAGGCGACCUAAUAAACCUGCUGAUCAAGCGAAUGAACAAGAUCCUAAUAAAUCUCCUAGAGUCCUAAAAUUGGCUGAAAAUUAUGUUCCAUGUGACAACUGUCUGGUUUACGUUAGUAAAACUAAUUUCAGACAUCAUAGAAGUGCGUGCACGAAAGUAAAGUUUAUAGGAACUAAAGGAGCUUUGCAACAAAGUCGCUUAGUCAAUCCGGAUAUACACGAGUUAGCGAACAAUGUUCUACGAAAAAAAAUUAUACCUAUAAUGCGCGACGACGAUGAAGUUAAAUUACUGAAACACGAUGAAUUAAUUAUAUUAUAUGGUAAUGAAAUGACAGAACUGUUGACAGAAGUUCAAAAUGAAGAUCAAAUUCGACGGCAUUUGAGAUUAUUAGGACGGUUUUAUUUGAAAUUACUUUCCUUAAAUAAAGAUAGUGAGAAAAAACCUUUAGAUUUUUUUAUUGACGGCACUAAAAUAGACUUAAGUAAGGAUGCGAUUAAAUUUAUUGCAGAAUUUGAUCACGAUACAGUAAAAGUGAAAAACCCAGCUGUAGCUAUUGAACUUGGAACUUUACUAAAGAAAGUCGCAGAUUUCUAUAUAGAUCUAUGUUAUGCAAGAAACUUAAAGAGUGAAAGAGAACAAGCAGAAUCAUAUCUUCGCUUAGUGUCUCGUUUUAUAAAAACAUUAAACAAACAAUCUAAACUUGCAAAACUGCAAAAGACUAGAAGAAAAAAAGAAAUCAUCCCAACUGCUGAUGACAUCGAAAAGCUAACUGAUUAUGUAGAAGGAGUUCGACAAAAAGCAUAUGAAGCAUUGAAAAAAGAAUUUACUGUGGAUAUGUAUAAUUUGCUUUGCCAAACAGUUGUUGUUCUCUUACAAUUAUUUAAUAGGAAACGACAAGGGGAGUUGUCUCGGUUACUAAUUGAGGAUAUAAGUGAAGAAUGGAUAACCAGAAUAACUGAAGACGAAACAGAUGAAUACUACCUCAAAUUAUGUCCGGAGGCUCAAGAAAUAGCUCGUUCAUAUGUUCGAUUGAGUAUCCCAGGUAAGAGGGGUAUCCGCAACGUUGGACUCAUGGUUCACGAAUCUCUUAUUGAUAGCAUGAAUCUGAUCGUCAAUGUUCGAAAAGAUAGCAAAAAUCUUCAAAAACUGAAAAUUUCUAAGGAGAAUAAUUUUGUGUUUGCAAAACCAUGUGAGAAUUUAGACAGAUUUAUGUAUUUUGAAGCGUACAUGUUUAUGGAGAAAUUUAGUGCAAAAUGUGGUGCAAAUUUACCUGCUACAUUGAGAGGAACAAAAUUGCGGAAGCAAGUAGCUACAUGGGGAGCCAUUAACCACUUUCCGGACGAUGACGUAACAGAUUUGUGUAACUUCCUUGGCCAUGCUGAAGGCAUUCACAAAGAAUAUUAUAGAAUCAGUCAGCCGACGAGAGAGCUUCUCAAAAUGUCUCAGCUGUUAAAAUCAGCACAGGGAAAAAGCACACCGAUAAGUAACAAAAAAUCUACUGAUGUAUGUCAGAAAAACCAGCCAUCUUCAGGCUUAGACGUUGAAUAUAGCAAUGGCCAUUCAUCAACAGAAACACGUUCUGCUCCAACGAAAAAAUCCCAAGCCAACGGUUCAGUAGUUCAUCAUAAUUCAGAAGCACAGCAUGCAACUACAUCAGAUUCAGACUCCGAUUAUGAACCCAGUGAUAACCAUUUAUCACCUGAAAGCAGCCCACUUCCAACAAGAUCUAAGCCUGAAGAAACAAUCAAAAGUAAGCCAAAAAAGCCUGUAUUUUCCACUGGAUUUUUUAAGAAACGAAGUAAAAAUGGUCGCUAUCAACCACGAAAAUUCUCAGAUUCUGAUGCUGAUGAUAGUGAAUCUUAUGUUCAACCAGAAAAAACUGAAGAAAAAUCCCAAAGAGAAAAUUGGAGCCAGUCCGCUACAAAUUUAGUAAUUGAAUUCUUUAAAGGCCAUAAAAACAUAACCAAAGGUCAAAUAGAAGAUUUUAUUGCUAAGCAUGAAGAAUUAAGGAAUGCUAACAGAAAUCCUAGACUUGUCAGAGCUCAUUAUUACAAUUGCAAAAGAAAAGGGCUUUGUUAAAGGUUUACCUAAACAUUCGAAAAUGGAAUGUUUUAUAUAUUUUUUUUUAAGCUCAGAUCUUUAAAUUUUUUUAACGUUUUAGUUUUUAUUAUUGGACCUUUAUUUGUUUUAUAUAUUUCAUUUUGUCAGUAGACGUUGCAUAAAAAUCUAGGGUAUACAGAAAAGCGCUAAUCUACGUAUUUAAAAUAUGUAAGAAUUUAAGUCUGAAACCUAGGCUGUGCCAGAAUCUAAAUAUUGACAACUAGUCUAAAAAUCUAGGCUAUAUAAACCAGUAAAAUUUAAGCUCAGAUUGUACACGUCCCCUACUCCUUACGAAAAAAAUGUACAGAGGUCUCUGCAUUGAUCUCUGCAGAGAUUUUUACACAGAUCUCUGCACAAAAUUUGAACGAUCUUCUUGUAAUUUCCAGAAAAUUCUUAAAAGCAAAAAAUUAAUAAUGAGUGCCUUAGAGGCGUUAUCAUCUGGACGAUAACACCAAAACUAUAGUUUUAAGCUCCAAAACUUUUAUUUCUUAAUAAUUUAAUUUUGAAAAGAAAUUUUUAAAAUAAAAAUUUUGGAGUAUAGAACCAUAGUUUUGGUGUUAUCAUCUAGAUAACGCCUACAUAGGCAUUCAUUAGAUUAAUUUUUGACUUUCAAACAAAUUUUAGAAAUUAAAAGGAGACGGUCCAAAUUUUGCGCAGAGAUCUGUUCAGAAAUCUGCUUAGAAAACUCUACAGAGAUCUAUGCACACAUUUCUGCAGAUUUUUUUCGUAAGGGAUUGCAAAAUCUCAUAUAAGAUCUGAUGUGAGAUUUUGUAGUAGGGUAGUGACUAUUAUUAAGUCUAAAAUCCUAGGCUGUUCUAAACUGUUGAUCGUUAAUUACUCUAAAUAACUAGGCUAAAUUAAGAAAGCUGUGUAUGUAAUACAAUUACUUUCGUAUGUACUUACUUAAACAAAAAAAAAAAAGUCUAAAAGUCUAGACACUAAAAAAUAUAGUUUGAUGCUAUAUAAAAAGAAAAAUAUUUGACAUUUUAUAUAUUAUAUGACUCUGAUCUCAAAGUUUGUAACGAAUUUACAAGAUAAAGUAAAUGGUUUUUUUAAAAAAGA